AUGCCCAGUUUUCUGAUUAUACUUUCUUUCGAGAAAGCACUCAUUUUAAGCACCUCUUCCUGGCACUCAGAAGGGUCCUCCUUACGCAGCAAAGUGCAGACUAUACUGGGCUUUGUGGAGCCAAGCAAACUGGGUCACACGUUGAUCCAUGAAGUUGUGACAGAACUUGACUGCUGUUACUUUCCUUCUCCAGCCGUGAGGCAUCUCCAAGGAAAAUACUGUGAUGAAAAAAACCUAUGUUCGAAUCAGCAAAGCCUUUAUUCCCACAAACAGAGUCUUCAGUUGAAUCAGGAAACAGAAGUCCUAAAGGAAGAAUUGUUGUGUUUUAAGGCCAAGGACAAAGGGACGUUGAUGCAGAGCACAAUCUCUGGGAUUAAUGGAGACGUUCAGACUUGGAGGUAGCUGGCAGUGUCCACAUCAGCUCUGAGCUGGGCUGCAUUUACCAUUCCUUAGCUCACUGGUACUCUUAUUAAUGACACUGUAUUUGGAGUUGAUAGGACCAAUAUUGAGUGUGGUGUUAUUGGAAAAGUGUGUUGCUUGGUUUUAAGAGCAAAUGAAAGAAAAGUUCUUUAAGCAACAGCUCAGACCUGGGCUCAGCUUGCCUAUCCUUUUAUUAUCCAUUCUGAAAGGAAUCCAAGUGCAUCAUUUCAACUUAUCUAUUAUAAGCAGGGACUACUGGAGUUUGCUCAAGUUGCCUAUUACUUGGAAAAUGAUUUCUUUCAGACUGAACUUCUUCAUUAUCAAUUCAACCCAGAGACUGACAUGUCUGAUGAUAAUAAAAGAAUUAGAGAGGUGCAGCUUCUGGUGGAUGAGGGCUACAAAGAUUGAAUUCUGAUGGCACGAGACAUACAAACAAAGCAUUGACUGAUGAAAUAUGGCGGUCACAGCGAUUCGCAUAUACACGCCAACAUUGUUCCUCAAAUGUUUCUCAGAGCUAUGCCUGAGAAUGCACUUGAUCAGAUACCAAUAGAGAGCCCUAAGCAAUAG
This is a messenger RNA of Echinops telfairi (small Madagascar hedgehog), 987 nucleotides long. It is a transcript of the gene PTER, whose product is annotated as phosphotriesterase related. Lineage: Eukaryota; Metazoa; Chordata; Mammalia; Afrosoricida; Tenrecidae. The record is from RefSeq and is a predicted model, not a curated record. Gene Ontology annotation, molecular function: zinc ion binding. Gene Ontology annotation, biological process: catabolic process.